UUUACCAUUGAUCGCUAUGGAGUCGUAUUCGAUUGAAGCCGCAUUACAGUUAUUCAAGAGCACUACAAAAAUGGUGCAAAAAUAAAAAACACGUUUCGCGCGCUUCGUGAACAUUUCGGUCGCAACAACCGCCCAAACGAUACAACCAUCGGUCGUCUGGUGCGUAAAUUCGAGGCAACAGGUUCUGUGGCAACUCUGCCAGGCUCUGGAAAAUCCCCGUGAGCCGAAUGGAUAUGGACGAUGUUUAUUUCCAACAAGACGGUUCAACAUGCCACACAACCAACGUCAAUAUCCAUCGAUUGCAGUCCUUCGGUGAUCGCGUGAUUUCGCGAAGAGGAAAUGUGCCAUGGCCACCAAGAUCGUGCGAUUUGACUCCCUUGGACUUCUUUUUAUGGGGAUAUUUGAAAAGCAAAGUCUACGUCAACAAACCAGAACCCUCCAAGAACUCAAAAUCAUCAUUGUCGAGAUAAAUGCCAUAGAACCAACCAUGUUGCAAAAUGUCAUUGAAAAUUUCGAUUAUCGCGUGGACGUCUGUAAAUCCAGUCGUGGUGAACAUUUGAGCGAUAUUAUUUU
Messenger RNA from Acanthoscelides obtectus, 573 nucleotides. The record is from the annotation of a GenBank genome assembly. NCBI's taxonomy places the organism in Eukaryota, Metazoa, Arthropoda, Insecta, Coleoptera, Chrysomelidae.